This is a messenger RNA of Lithohypha guttulata, 1116 nucleotides long. RefSeq lists its product as uncharacterized. NCBI's taxonomy places the organism in Eukaryota, Fungi, Ascomycota, Eurotiomycetes, Chaetothyriales, Trichomeriaceae. The transcript is spliced from 3 exons. The record is from RefSeq and is a predicted model, not a curated record. Bases 1 to 1116 code for a protein of 371 amino acids.
AUGCCUUCAUCGUCUUCGAGAUCCUCAAGUGACUAUAAAGCUCCUGCCAACAACGGUAAUGACGAUAAUGGUGCUCGUCCAUCUUCAGGUCCGAAGCUCAAUCCAGGCGAUAUCUACCACUCAUGGUUUGCCGAGCUGGGUCUUCCUCCUAUCCGUCCAUACGAAGGCGUUCAUGGCCUUGACUACUUCAACAAGUUCAUAGCCAGACAGCCACCGCCUCCUGCUCCAAAUUAUCCUCUUUCCGACCCUGCGCUACAGCCUCGUUGUGCUUCUGUUCCCGCUGUCGCUCUGCGAUCCAACCUCCGAGCUCAGCGAAGACAGCACGAGCAGGAGCAGAGUCUCGCCACUGCAGUACGAUUGUCGCGAGAACGGGCUGUUGCUACUGUUGAGAGGGCAGAAAAGGUCGCGGACAGGAAGAAGAAGGAGCAGGAGAAAGCACAUCAGGACGAGAAAAGUAAGGCUAAUGAGGAAGAGCGAAAGGCGAAGGAGAGAGAGGAUAGGAAGCGGAAGCGCGAGUUUUCUGUCGCUGCCCCUGCUGCCGCUAGUGAAGCCGAUAGUCAAGAUUCAAGUACUGAGGAGCAACCAAGCAAGAAGGCAAGACGAUCUAACAAGCGAUCCCAAGCCGCUAGCGUGGGCGUCAGUGUGCAUGUCAGCCCCUCGCCAGCUCCACCUCCUCUUAACAGGCAGAACCCCUACCUCAAUCGUCCAGUGUCAGAGCCUCGGCGUACCACUCUUCGAGGUCCACGAAGACAGAUCAGAGACGACUCACCCGUGGAGAGUCAGCAACAGCAGUCUGUUCAGCUUCCUGCUAUUGCAAGGGACAAUGCGUCUGAGGAGGUAGUCAAUUCACAUCGACCUAGAGGAAUUGUGAGACUGAAGGUGCAGACUUCAGAAGCUGCAAAAUUUGAUAUAAAGAUAGAUACCAAGCCUUUAACAACAGAAGAACGAAAGCAACUGAGAAGAAAGCGAAACGAAGAAAUAAAGCAGUCGCUGAAGCGCCAGGUUCUCAAGAAGGGACCAUCGAAGAAAAAGUACGAUUCUCUGCUUCUGGAUGCUGAUGGAGACAAGGCAAAUAGCAGUGAGAGUGAGGGCGAGGGUCAUGACCAAGAGGAGUAA